Papilio polytes (common Mormon) is the source of this 2452-nucleotide messenger RNA. RefSeq names its product zinc finger and SCAN domain-containing protein 31-like. Gene Ontology annotation, biological process: regulation of transcription by RNA polymerase II. Gene Ontology annotation, cellular component: nucleus. Gene Ontology annotation, molecular function: zinc ion binding; RNA polymerase II transcription regulatory region sequence-specific DNA binding; DNA-binding transcription factor activity, RNA polymerase II-specific. The transcript has 14 exons. The coding region runs from base 131 to 2365 and encodes 744 amino acids. The record is from RefSeq and is a predicted model, not a curated record. Lineage: Eukaryota; Metazoa; Arthropoda; Insecta; Lepidoptera; Papilionidae.
UAAACAAAAAUUGCUAUUAAUUAUAAGAAAACCAUAUUUAUUAAUAAAAGAGACAAUUAAGAAGUAGAAUUCAACUAAGUGUAUUUACAUUAUUUUACCAGAACGAAGCCACAGUUUACCUAAAUCAAAUAUGGAAGAUAAAACUUUUAUUUGGACUCCUGAGUUAGUUACCAAGUUUUUAGAGGCACGAUUUGAAAACGAAUGGUUAUUUCAAAAAAAGAAACAACCAUGGAAGGAAUUUUAUAGCAUACUUCUUGAAAGUGGAUUUCCAGAGGAAAUGACCAUUGACCAUGUUAGAAAGAAAUGGUCAUACACAUAUGAUAUGUACAAAAUAGCAAAGAAAACUAAAAACAAAAGUUGGAAAUACUACAAAUUAUUUGAAAAAAACUUAGAAAUAUCUAAAGCAUUAGAGAAAUAUUCAUCAUGGAAUAAUGAGUGGCGUUUGAAAUUGAUCUCAUGUAUAUCUGAGACAAAGCAAUUCAAGUUGGAUUUCCAGACAAUGUGGAUGACUGUGGAAAAAUCAUUGCGUCUUGAAAAUUUACCUAUAGAUUGCUUCAUACAGGACCUAAAAGGAUUGUGGCAUCAUUUAAGAAUGACAUUUCAGCGUAAACACAGAUGUAAACUAAGAAAUGGCACAGGAGGAGCGGAUUCAUGGCCAUUAUAUGAGACCAUGUUGUCUUACUAUCAGAAGUUUGAGCCCAGCUAUCUAGCUUGGAUGGAGUCAGACUCUACAAGUAAAUUCAUCGGCGAACAGAAAAAGACCAAGAAACUUUGCCUAUACAAUGAAAGAAAGGAGAAUUGUACUGAAGAAUUCCAAUGGUCAAAAGAUCUCACAGAAUCUUUCAUACAGAUUCGUUUGCAGAACGAUUGGUUAUUCAGGGAGAGGAAGUGGGCUUGGAACGAUCUGAAGAAGAUAAUGGCAGAAGAGUACGAUUUCCCGACAGUGUUGUCGGGGAGAGAACUCUGCAAGAAAUGGGCAUCAACUUAUUCUGAAUACCAGAGAGCGAAGGCUACCAACAACAAGAACUGGGUGUACUUCACGUUGUUCGAACUGUACCUGGGAGAGGGCAGUAUGAACCCCAUCAUUGAUUGGCAAGAGGAAUGGGUGUUCAACUUGAUCAGUUCGCGCACCGACUUACGUCAUCUGUUCAGAUUUACUAAGGAUCAUAUCAAAGGAUGGAGAGAAGUCGAGAGGAAGCUACGGAACAUCGGUAUACCUAUAAACCACAGUCUGUUGAACAUAUCAGAGAUCUGGGUGUACUUGUUGAAGACUUUUAAGUGGAAGCAGAAAUUCGCCAAACAAGGUCUACUUAACGAGCAAUGGCCGUAUUACGAUGCGAUGGCGAGUUAUUAUAAUUUAGAGCAAGAAUAUAUGUUAGAUAAAACGAAGGAGGUGAGGGUAGAAGUGGAGGUGUUACCUUUAGAGGAUGAGUACGAGGAUGACAUGAAACUGCUGGACCUGAAGCAGCUGCUGCAGGUGAAGCCGGAGCGGGAGUGUGCGGCGCUCUGCAGGUCCUGCUACAAUGAGCCGGGCUGCCUCAACGUGUUCCAGAAGGAUGACGAUGGUGUCGAAUUGGCGUACAAAUUGAAGCUGAUAGGAGGUAUCCAGGUGGACCAAUCUGAUAGCUUACCCUCACAGAUCUGUCUAAAUUGCUCAAAUCAAUUAGAAAACGCAUACAAAUUCCGACGGAAAUGUCAAGAAAUAGAUCGUCAGUUGCGACACAAUUGUGUAGAAGAUAGAAUCAAAGUAGAACAUAUAACAGAAGCUAAUGAAGGUAAUGCAUCAGAUAUGCAUGAACGGAGAGCUAGCAACGAAUCAGACUCGUGUCCUAACAAUUUUCUUAUAUCGAUAGAUAAAAAACCAAAUGUAAAAGAAGUGAAAACUGAUAAACAAAAUUUAAUAAAGAAAAAAAGGAGGCCUCGAAAAAUGAUAUAUCGUUAUUGGAAGGUUUGCGAAAUUUGCGGGAAACAUACGAGCAAUUUGGUCGCCCAUAUGGAUAUGCAUACAGCUGGGAAGGCUUACGAGUGUGAUUUGUGCGAUAAGAAAUUUAAAUAUAAAAGUGGUCUGCUUCUACAUAAAUCGACUCAUAACGCAACGCCGAGGAAGACUUGUGAAGUUUGCGGGAAGACAUUCCACGUGUUGGCUCAGUAUAGACGACAUUUUGCGUAUCAUGCGAAUGAGAGGAAAUUUAGUUGCGACGCUUGCGGGAAACGGUUCAAUUCGAUGGAGAUAUUGAAAGUUCAUCAAAGAAUACAUACGGAUGAGAGACCUUUCCCUUGUCCUGAAUGCGGGAAAACAUUCAGAACUGCUGGCUGUGUCAGUAGACAUAAACGUAUUGUGCACAAAAGUUCAAAAACUAAGUGAAGUUGUAUCUAUUUUAUAUUUACUUUUGUUAUUCUUUGUAUUAUGUUGCAUUGAUGAGUAUUUUGACAAUAUAAUUGUGGGAAUUAA